AUGGAUUCGGACGCCGGUUCCACCUGCAGCCGCUCUUCAUCCCCUGACCUGGUGGUGGAUGACUCUGCUGGGAGUUUCUUCUCCAACAAGAUGUUCCAGAAAUACUGUCUGGAGAACCGACAGAGCAGCGAGGCCAGCCAGUGCAGAAUGGAGCACUGCAGUGAUGGAGGAAAGGCCAAAAGCAGAUCUGAGCUCAGCAAGGAAGAGGUGCAGGACCUGAGGCUCAAAGUCAACAGCCGGGAGAGGAAGAGGAUGCAUGACCUGAACCAAGCGAUGGAUGGCCUGAGGGAGGUUAUGCCAUACGCUCAUGGACCUUCUGUUCGCAAACUUUCAAAAAUCUCCACCUUGCUGCUGGCUCGUAAUUACAUCCUCAUGCUCUCCAGCUCCUUGGAGGAGAUGAAGAAGCUGGUUGGGGAUGUUUACAGUGGCAGCGCUGCUGCACAGAGCCGCUCCGCUGCUCACCACGCCAUCACCCCUGCACCCACAGCUGCCCACCUCCCAUUACAUCCUCUGGCCCAGUCUCUUCACUCUCUGGUGGGCAGCGCAUCUCUACAGCAUCACUCCUCUUCUCCCUCUUCAGCUCCAGCUCCACACUCCCCUCCAACAGCAACCUUCCUGGGCUUCCACGCUCCAGUCCAGAGCCUUCUGAAGGACCCGCUGCACCUGAGCAGCUCCUACAGGCACUUCCCUGGCAUGCCCUGUCCAUGCACGCUGUGCCAGCCUCUGCCCACUACAACCUCCACACUACACAGCUUGUCUAUGAACAAAUGA
Molecule: messenger RNA, 771 nt
Organism: Nematolebias whitei (Rio pearlfish)
Lineage: Eukaryota; Metazoa; Chordata; Actinopteri; Cyprinodontiformes; Rivulidae
Gene: olig4
Product: oligodendrocyte transcription factor 4
Exons: 1
Coding region: 1-771 (256 amino acids)
Molecular function (GO): protein dimerization activity
Source: RefSeq, a predicted model, not a curated record